GAAGCAGCGACCAACAACAUCCUCGUUUAUCACUUAAAUAAACCACAGAUCAUGGACGGCGGUGAUGAGCUGAACGAGUUGCGGCUUCAGUUCCAAACACUGCAGAAACAGCAGGAGAAAAGAAAGCUGCACAGGAAGAUGGAGAAAGAACCAGAGAAGCUUAAUAUCAAGGUUUCACAGGAGGAUUCAGAUGUGCUCAAACAAGACAUUCAGUUAGACAACCUGCCUGCAGACGACAAACUUGUGCAGGAUGACAAGCAGAAGUUUCUUGAUCAGCUGCGAGAGCUCAAAGAUGAAAAUGGUCGUCUCUUCAAACUUCUCGGAGAAAGGGAUUUUGAAAUUAAACACCUGAAGAGGAAAAGAGAAGAAGAACGACUGGUCUUUGCAGGCACCUCCGGCUUGGCUGGGGACGUAGCAGCCACCAGGAUUGUUGAACUGUCCAAGAAGAACAGAGAGCUGAGCGCUGAGGUCGAGCGAGAGAAGACCAAGUCCAAGCAAAACAGCAACAGAAUCAAAGAGCUUGAGAAAGAGCUGCAGUCUGCGUUGGUGCGCUCUCCUCCUGGGCAAAACACAGACACAAAAUCACAGCUUAAGACAUCAUCAGAAGACUGUGAGCAGGAGAAUCCAGCGGUGAAAUCUCUGCAGGAGAAAUUAUCCGCUGCCCAGCUGAAAAUGGCUGAAUACCGAAACCAGGUCCAAUCCCUCAAACAGGAGGUGAAAGUAGCUCAGAAGGUUUUAAUCAGUGAGGUUGGAGAGGAGGUCAACCUUCAGCAAUUACUGAGCUGCCCAGGGAGCUUCAGAGGUCGCGCUCAACAGAUACUGGUUCUUCAGACGAGGGUGCGGGACCUUGAGCAGCAGCUGAACCAAUCGAGUCAGCGCCGACAGCCGAGCGUCCUGAGUGAAGAGGACGAGUGUCUGGGCACGGGGGUCCUUCUGAAGACCCCUCCUCAAGAGAGGAACCUCAGCUACAUCCGCACCAUCGAGAAGGAGAAGAGGGAGGUGUUCGAGAGAAUCUCAGUGGAAUAUGAGAAGCUGCUGAAAGACCACGAGGACGUGAAGAAAAAGAUGGAAGCCUCGAAAGCCAGGAACAAAUCUCUGUCUGCUGAGAUGAAAACUCUGAAGGUCCAAGUUUCCACGCUACUAGAGAAGGGCAAACAUGAUAAUGAGCUUGUGGAUGCUUUGCUGAAGCAGCAGACCCAGAUGCAGGAGGUGCUGAGACGACUCAGCCAACAGCAGAACGAUCCGAGCAAGGAGCUCCAGCAGAGCCUGAGGCUCUUGCGGAGCAGCGAUCCUGCAGAGCACAACUCUCUCAUCCAGAACCUCAAGCAGAUAGUUGCUGAGAAAGAAGAGACAAUCAAAGAACUGCAGGAGGAGAUCCAGCAACUCUCUAUCCAGGAAGAGGGACAGUCCCGCCUCAAGACAAUUUGCAGUGCAGGCUUUCCGCCUGAAGAGGGAGACAUUAACAAGAGAAUAACGUCUUCAGGUUCACUUUCUAAAUUCGGUCAUAAACUGGUGCUGCCUACUGUGAAAAGUAGUUUAGAAUUCAAGGGUCCAGGUUCUUCAAAAUGUCCACAAUGUUCAGCCGAUGUUAGUGCGCUCAUGACACAGUGUAGUGAAUAUAAAACCCUCUGUGUGGAGAAGGACAGACUCUCUGAGCUGGUGAACGUCCUACAGACAAAAGAAAAAGAUUCGACCCAGAGGUGUACGGAGGCCGAGCACAAGUAUCAGGAGGAGCGCCGCAGGAUGGUGGUCCUGGAGCAGCAGCUGGAGAGGACGAAAUUAGAUUCAAAGUGAGGUCUGUGCAAGCAGCAAGGGUAGAACUCGUAUGGCAAGGCUCAAUUACAGCUUAUAUUUAAUACUCUGACAUAUAAAUUUCUUCUUUGGCUGUCAUGACGAUAAAGCUCAGGAUCAGUGUCUCUGAGCAUUAGGAUGGCAGGACUCUAUAAACAAUAGUAAGUGUCCAUAGACAAACACGCCUCCUAUGGACAACACUCACUCUAACCCUCACGUCUGGACGACACUGAGACGUCCACGUUGCUCUUAUUUUUUU
Paralichthys olivaceus (Japanese flounder) is the source of this 2050-nucleotide messenger RNA. It is a transcript of the gene ccdc13, whose product is annotated as coiled-coil domain containing 13. Gene Ontology annotation, biological process: cytoplasmic microtubule organization; non-motile cilium assembly. Lineage: Eukaryota; Metazoa; Chordata; Actinopteri; Pleuronectiformes; Paralichthyidae. Gene Ontology annotation, cellular component: centriolar satellite. The record is from RefSeq and is a predicted model, not a curated record.